Molecule: messenger RNA, 2720 nt
Organism: Lineus longissimus
Lineage: Eukaryota; Metazoa; Nemertea; Pilidiophora; Heteronemertea; Lineidae
Product: uridine-cytidine kinase 2-B-like
Exons: 7
Coding region: 121-906 (261 amino acids)
Cellular component (GO): cytoplasm
Molecular function (GO): ribosylnicotinamide kinase activity; ATP binding
Source: RefSeq, a predicted model, not a curated record
AUCGUACAGAUAUCAGUAAGGGAUAUACAAAAAAACUGUUACUUAGUGUGAUAUUUGAGUUUUGCUAUACGUAAAUACGGUUGCUAAUUUCUCGAUAACUUUCGAGACUCUGAAAACAAAAUGACUUCGAGCUGCACGAGUUUCAAUGGAAGACGUGGCACUUCAAGGGGCUAUAGAAAUGGUAUGCAGGACAUUCCAAGGCCUGUCAUGAUUGGAGUAGCAGGAGGAACAUCUUCAGGAAAGACCUCGGUGUGUCAGCGAGUGAUGGACUUGCUAGGCCAAACAGACGUUGAUUCCAACAACCGCCAAGUGGUCAUCAUCAGCCAGGAUUGCUUCUACAAGAACUUGGAUGAAGAAGAACGUGAUCGAGCUCAGAGGGGACUUUACAAUUUUGAUCAUCCAAAUGCAUUUGAUUUUGACAUGAUGAAAGAAACUUUACAGGCGAUCAAGAGAGGAACAGACCCAGUAAAGGUACCCCGAUAUGAUAUUGGCAGCAGUCGAAGGAUGGAUGAACCAAGAACAGUUUUUCCAGUUGAUGUGGUCCUAGUAGAAGGCAUCUUGGUAUUUUAUAAUAAGGAUAUUGUCGACAUGUUCAACAUGAAAUUAUUCGUAGACACGGACCCUGACACAAGACUUUCAAGACGAGUUGUGCGUGACAUCAAAGAGAUGCAUCGAGACCUGGAACAAGUGUUGAAUCAGUACACCACCUAUGUGAAACCUGCCUUUGAGGAAUUCUGCUUACCAACAAAAAAAUAUGCCGAUGUCAUUAUUCCCAGGGGUGCAGAUAACAAAGUUGCCAUUGAUCUGAUUGUCCAGCACAUUCAGGAGAUAUUGAAACCAAAGUCUAAGCCAAAGAAACGUGAAAGAAAUGUCUCCGAAUCACUCUCAAGCAGUCGGCCGCAUUAGCUAAAAAGACCGGAGAAAAGACAACUGACAAUCGUUCAAUCAUGAAGAUUUCAUCAGUGCUUUCGGUGUCUCUGUUAUUGACUUUUGAUCUAAACACAGAAAAUGUUGAAGAUAUAAAGAGGGUUAAAAAAAUUCUGUUCAAGUGUCUAUGCACUAAGAUUGAUUUGAUUGCUCUAUCAAAUGUUCUGAACCCCGUUUUAUUCCUUGCAUUAUUUUAUGAGUUAAGAUCAAAAGUUAACAUAGACACUAAUAAUCAGUGUUUUUUUUGGACCAAAGGCGUUUUCAAUCUUUGUCAUUUUGGAGACAUUUAUUUCUAUAAGGAUGGUCAGAGUAUUUGAAGGUGCUGUAUAUGAAGGAACAGUUCUGAUGGGAGUAUAGUGGGGUCUUUUUGAGACACAAAGGAACUAAUAGUACGUUAGACAUUAAGGGAAUGAAGUCUCUCUUCCCUUUUGAAUUUUAGGGUCACAGAAAUGUCCGUAAAUGGUUUGAAAACAUAAAACCUGGUCACCGCAUUUAUAUUGUUUCUAUAGAACGAAUACAUAAAAUAUGUUAAUUUCGUUACCUUUAGAUAAAAAUGGUCAUAUUAGUUGAUCGAGGAAAUGAUAUCUCAUCUUUGUGUUGCUGUUGGAAAAUACAUCACAAGCAAAAUAAUCCAGGUUCCCAUAUCAUUUCAACGCCUGUGUAAAUAAAUGUAAAUGAAUAAGGUGUCAAUCAAGGAGGUUGAUGAAUAAUUGGUUUUCUUUAAAUUUAAAUAACAGACAAAUAUGGAAAUCAUGUUUGAGAAUGUUGUUAUUUGCAAUUGACUGGUCGUCUUUUGUUCAGUGAAACAAACAGUUUGAUAUUGCGAUGUGAAUUCAUAUUUUGGUUGUGAUUUACGGUAACUCUUUUCGAGAGGAAUUUCAAUAUGUUGUUGUUGAAUCGGACCUGUAAGGUAAAUUGGUGUAAAACUAGCUGCAGUGGAACACGAUAUAAUCCUUCCAAUUUGUUGUAUUGUCGUAUUGACAAUUCUCGAGUAUGGGAAGAAAGAAAAAUGACAUGGGCUAGCUUUUUCCCCAAUUUGCCUUGCACAUUUAUUUUGUAUUUUAAGUCACAUAUUUUUGUUACAUGAUCAGUGCCUUCUGAAGUUUGUUCCAUGUUCAAUAUGUCAGCAAUUGAUGAUAUCCUAGUCUCACAGACUUUGUAAAUGGACAAUAGGGUGUUUUUCGAAAGUGGCUGUCAUCAGAACUUGGCAGACACCAAGCUUUUAAAUGCUAGAAAUGUAAUAUCUGAUCCGCUGAUGGAUUUUCAAGUUGGUGUAAACCCAAGUGUGACACAUAUUUUGGUAAUGCACAUCUUGAAACCUGUUUUGUUAACAUUGUUGGCACCAAUUUUGAAAUCACCCACAUUGGAUGAGAAUUAAAAUGGACUCAUCUUUGGAAAACCAGGGAAAUGGGGCUUCUUUUAUUUUGCUGAAAGACUAUAAGAAAUUGGUGAAUGCUCAACCUUUGAAUUUAGGGAUAAUAUAUGUGGGAUAUGUGCUAGUUUACCAGGGUCUAGGUUGAAUAUAGGGAUACUCUGUCUGGGCUAUGAUCCAGGGAACAUGGUUCUUGGUUGAAUUUAGGGAUAAUCUACCUGGGAUAUGAUCUGAUUUACUUGGUUCUUUUGUCAAACUAAGUCUUGAUGUUUGUCAUAACCCUAACAAUGUAUGAAAGAAGCGUUGCCUCUUUUUCAGUGAGACAGCUGCGUUGAUGCAAUGAAAACAAUUGUUGGGGUUUGGGAAGACAUAGAUUUUUUUUCGAUUGACCGCACUCACACCAGUGCAUGAGAUCGAAAUA